Messenger RNA from Drosophila eugracilis, 1136 nucleotides. It is a transcript of the gene Trax, whose product is annotated as translin-associated protein X. Lineage: Eukaryota; Metazoa; Arthropoda; Insecta; Diptera; Drosophilidae. The transcript is spliced from 2 exons. Gene Ontology annotation, cellular component: cytoplasm; nucleus. The coding region runs from base 141 to 1043 and encodes 300 amino acids. The record is from RefSeq and is a predicted model, not a curated record. Gene Ontology annotation, molecular function: sequence-specific DNA binding; RNA binding; RNA endonuclease activity.
CUACCGCGAUAGACCGAUACAAAAAACGCCGACUGAUAUCGAAAAUUUGUUUAUAAAAUACCUUGAGCGAAUAAAAUCCACAAAAUUAAGCAUAUUCUCAUUAUUAAGUCGUUAAAUUUGAUUCAAGUUAAACCAAUAUUAUGCCGAAGAACGGAAGUAAUGGCCACCGAAACAAUGCGCCUAGGAAGCGUCAAUUGCCAGCUGUGCAGCUGGAUGAGGAGAAUCCUAUUGUUCAACAAUUUCGCAUCUACUCCAAUGAACUGACCAUGAAACACGAUCGCCACGAGAGAAUCGUUAAGUUGAGCCGCGACAUUACUAUCGAGUCAAAACGGAUCAUAUUUCUACUACACUCCAUUGACUCGCGGAAGCAGAACAAAGAGAAGGUCCUUGAGGAGGCACGUCAGCGGCUUACAAAGCUGAUUGAGGUGAACUUUAAAGCCGUGGCCCUCGAGCUACGUGACCAGGAUGUUUAUCAGUUUCGCACUGCCUACUCGCCGGGGUUGCAGGAGUUCAUUGAGGCCUACACCUACAUGGAAUACUUGUGUUACGAGGAUGGGAAGGGCGAGUACGAAACCAAGACCGUAUCCGACUGGCAGGCCAUCCAGGCGGUAAUGCAGUACGUUGAGGAGAGCAAUAAACCCAAGGAAGAAGAAUCUGAAGGCGUAGAAAAAGAGGUUGUAGCUAUAACGGAGGGGGAGAGCCCUAAGAAGUUUCAGUUUUUCGUGGACCCAACCGAAUAUAUACUGGGACUCUCCGAUCUUACAGGAGAACUAAUGAGGCGCUGCAUCAACUCUUUAGGCAGCGGUGAUACUGACACCUGCUUGGAGACUUGCAAGACCUUGCAACAUUUUUACACUGGUUACAUUAGCCUGAAUUGCCAGAGAGCUCGGGAACUAUGGCGCAAGAUCACAACAAUGAGGCAGAGCGUCCUCAAGGCCGAGAAUGUCUGCUAUAAUGUUAAAGUGCGCGGCGGAGAGGCUGCCAAAUGGGGAGCCACCUUUGACCAAAAGCCAACCGAAGACGUGGAUGAAGGAUUCUACUAGUAAAACUCCAUAGAAAUAAGUUUACAACAAACGUACAUAUAUAUUUAACCAAUUCUUUGAUAAAUGGAACAUUAAAUCUAAAUUAACUGUGAA